This is a messenger RNA of Durusdinium trenchii, 414 nucleotides long. Lineage: Eukaryota; Dinophyceae; Suessiales; Symbiodiniaceae. The record is from the annotation of a GenBank genome assembly.
AUGUUGCUCACGAACACCGCAGCCAUUUGGUGGUCUCUUCGAACACCGCAGACAGCGUUUCGGAAAGCUCUGAUGGGAGAAGUCAAGAGUGGAACUCUGCCGACGGACAAGGCUUGGCUCGAUUUGUACCCCAAGGCCACUCCAGACAUGGCAUCUCUGUAUCUUUACGUGAGCAAGCCGGUCUGGGUAAAGUGGAGAGUGUGCAUUGGGGCUUGGGAAGGGGUUACGGAGCAUGAGUUCUCCAGGGAGGAGAAUGGGGCGAUCGCCGGUUGGGGGGAGGAGAAGGGGGCGAUCGCCGGUUGGGGUUGGGGAGAGGCGAUACCCGCCUCUUUGCUUGGUCUCGGCAUCACCAUCCACUUGCUGGGCGUGCGCCUCUUAGGGUCCACUUUGCGGUUGCUACCUCCUGGGUGUUGA